Molecule: messenger RNA, 5179 nt
Organism: Dipodomys ordii (Ord's kangaroo rat)
Lineage: Eukaryota; Metazoa; Chordata; Mammalia; Rodentia; Heteromyidae
Gene: Phlda1
Product: pleckstrin homology-like domain, family A, member 1
Exons: 2
Coding region: 1-1158 (385 amino acids)
Biological process (GO): positive regulation of apoptotic process
Cellular component (GO): nucleus
Molecular function (GO): phosphatidylinositol phosphate binding
Source: RefSeq, a predicted model, not a curated record
AUGAGGCGUGCGCCAGCCGCCGAGCGCCUCUCGGAGCUGGGCUUUCCCCCGCGGCGCGGCCGCCAGGAGCCGCCUUUUCCGCUGGGUGUCACUCGGGGGUGGGGAGGAUGGCCCGUUCAAAAGCGCCGCGAGGGGGCCCGGCCAGUGCCCUUCAGUGAGCGCUCGCCAGAGGACGGCCGAGGCCGGGCAGCUCGCGGCCCCGGGACCUGGAGGCGCAUCAGGACGCGGCUGUCCCUGUGCCGGGACCCCGAGCCGCCGCCGCCGCUCUGCUUCCUGCGCCUGAGCCUCCUCUGCGCGCUCCGGACCGGCGGCCGCGGGAGCCGCUGGGGCGAGGACGGCGCGCGGCUGCUGCUGCUGCCCCCAGCCCGGGCCGCUGGAAGCGGAGAGGCCGAGCCGAGCAGCGGAGAACCCGCUUAUGCCGGGAGGAUGCUGGAGAGCAGCGGGUGCAAAGCGCUGAAGGAGGGCGUGCUGGAGAAGCGCAGCGACGGGCUGCUGCAGCUCUGGAAGAAGAAGUGCUGCAUCCUCACCGAGGAGGGGCUGCUGCUCAUCCCGCCCAAGCAGCAGCAGCAGCAGCCGCAGCCACCGCCGCCGCCGGGGCAGGGGGCGGCCGACCCGUCCCAACCCAGUGGCCCCGCGGUCGCCGGCCUGGAGCCGCCGGCCAAGCUUAAGGAAUUGCACUUUUCUAACAUGAAGACCGUGGACUGCGUGGAGCGCAAGGGCAAAUACAUGUACUUCACGGUGGUGAUGGCGGAGGGCAAGGAGAUCGACUUUCGGUGCCCCCAGGACCAGGGCUGGAACGCCGAGAUCACGCUGCAGAUGGUACAGUACAAGAACCGUCAGGCCAUCCUGGCCGUCAAGUCCACGCGGCAGAAGCAGCAGCACCUGGUCCAGCAGCAGCAGCAGCAGCAGCAGCAGCAGCCUCCACCCCCGGUCCCCCAGAUCCAGCCUCCACCCCAACCCCAGUCUCAGCCUCAACCCCAACCCAAGCCUCAGCCUCAGUCACUCCACCCUUACUUACAUCCUCAUCCACACGUGCACCCCCACCCGCACCCGCACCCGCACCCCCACCCGCACCAACUACAGCACCAGCACCAGCCGCCACCGCUCUCGCAGCCGCAUGGCCACCGGCUGCUCCGCAGCACCUCCAACUCCGCCUGAAGGCGGCAGCACCCGGGCCAGACGCGGUUUGGAGGACUUGAGGAAGUGGGGCGAUAGCAUUCGAUGGUCUUCCCUUGGAUAAAAAACAACAACAAAGCAACAACCAAACCCCAACAACAAAAAACCCCAACAACAAAUACAAAAAAUCUUGUAAAACUGUCUCCCCGUCCCACCUUGAUCGAGAUGUUUGGAUGUCACGUGACCGAUUCCUUAGAUGUCUGCACAUUCUUCAUCACAGGACGGGAAAGGAUGUUGGAGUCAAGAAGACUUUAUUUAUGAACCUCUGAAAGGAUAUUCGUACGAACGUAGUGGACCUUCUAGGAGCGACGGUGUACUGUAAUUUUAUUUAAAUGUAUGUUUUGGUUUAUGAUUAUUUAUUAGUUUUUUUAAAGACCUGUUCUAAGACAUUUCUGAAUGUAGGGCAUUUUUAAAACACACGCACACGCACACACACACACACACGCACACAAACUUUCUUUUCAGAAACCAGAAUAAGUUCCAGUUUUGCAAAAAGAAACAAGAGAAAGGGGUGGUGGUGAGGAAAACAUUAAGACUCCAUUCAAUAUUCCUAGCGCAUUUUUCAGAAGACCUGGUGCUUUCAUUGUUAAACCAGGUGGUGAUACUUUUUUUAUAGUUUUUUUUUUAGAUAUAUGGAUAAGUGUAUAGAGAAGUUUUUAAAAACUCAGAAUUGUACAAUUAUGGAAAUGUAGCAUUCAAGAUAAUGUUUUUCUUAAAGGAAACCAGUAUUAAUGAGACUUGAUUUCAAAGUAUUUUGAAACAUAACCCAACUGAUAGAUAGCAGGAUGAUUAUACUUGGAUUAUGUGGUAGGGCUGGUAUAUCACCUGUGUGUUGCAGACCCUGAGUUCAAUCCCUAGCACCUCUCUCCCAAGGGACUGUUUUUCAUUGAUCAUAAAUAUAAAUGCAUAAGUAUCUCAGUUCAGAAAUGAAGGGGAUCAUUUAAUUUAAUCAAGUAUUUGCCUAUCAAGACUUCCCUUUAACCAAGAUUUUUGCACACUAGACUUGAACACCAUUUUCUGAUCCUUUUUACUUUGUCCUAGAAACACACUAAUAAGUCUCGUCGUUGAUUCAGCAUACAGUUUGUAGCUAUUUCUGAAAACUAAGCGUUAUAACUUUUGUCUUUAUACUGAAAAUAAUGUUGCAUAGAGAAACCAACGUUUUUUUUCUCUUUAUUGCUCUGAGAAAUUUGAGGGUUGUAUGUUUUACUUAGAUUGCUAAAGUCCAAUUGUAAAAGGAAGGACUGGAUAAACACUGGAUUUUCAGUAAGAAAACAACCCCAGUCUUGUUUUUAGCAGCCACUUGUUUAGGCGUCUGAAGGGCGGGGGAGGAAAAAGGAUGUGCUUUUAAAGGUAGAACAAACCCUCUUCUGUGUUAAAUCAAAGGGAUGGUCAAAUCCACAAGGACAGAUGCUACUUUAACUGUAUAUGGAACCACAAAUGAUACCCAAUCCUCCUGGGGCUACAAAUCACUUCCUAUCUGCAUGGCUUUUCUAAUGGGUUUCUGUUUCCCAUUAUCUUUUUCACAGGGUCUUGGUCAGUAUUUUUCCAGUAUCCAAAUUGAACCAAUCACUAGUAGACCAUUGUUAGGUUAUGUGGUCAAGAAAUGAAAAUAGAAUUUCCUGCUGGAAAUGUCUUUAUUCUCCCAUAUAGAAAGAAGUAUUAAUGAACUUUGAGAGAUUCAAUUUCGAGAUCAUAAUGCAUCCAAAACUUUGCAGGGGAGUACUAAAAUGUAAGCAGAAGCUGUAAAGUGGACUUCUGCUUCUGGGAACUGUUUACAUUGCAGUUGUAAAAAUAGGCUGCCAAGAUGUAAAAAUCUAGUAUUUGUAUAUGACAGCUUGGAGAGUCAGUUUGAAAAAUCCUUUGUUAAGUUUGCCUUGACUUCCUUAGAACUUUUGCUCUCUUUCAGUGAGUGUUCCAUACUAUUUUAGUUUUAAUACAUGCUAUUAUUCUAAUUCCCAAUUCUUUCCAAACGGAGGAUUUUUUUAAUUCUGAAUUCUUGUGCUGUAUAAACAUAAAACCCAUAGCAAAUAAUUUGAAAUAUAUCUAUAUAGAGAGAGAUAAGUAUAUAGAUAUACAAGUAUAUAGAUAUACCCAGACGCCCUUUUAAAUGCUGGCAGUCAUGGCUCUUAACAGGGCAAUCAGAAUCUUUUUUUUUUUUACUUUGUCCGUAGUUUUUGUUCUGCUGUAACAUUUAUGUUGAAUUGACCUGUCUUUCUAGUCUAAACCUCCUUUAAACUGCCAAAUUUGAAACUUCAAAUAGAAAAGAGUAGGGUGGUUUUUGUUAUUUUGACACUUUGAAAUUACUAUAACGUAAUCAUUUUCCAGAGCAAAUGACCAUACAUGCUUAAAAAAACUAAUAAAACAAAAUACAAAUACACAUCUGUAGUAUCUUGCUGGCUCUACCUAUUUAAAAAAAAAAAAGAUACAAACCCCCUGAACUGACAAAGUCAGCUUCAAGAAACAAGAUGAAAGAAUUUUAACCCCAGAAAAGAAACAAAAGGGCAAGUCCCAAGAGAAAACCUACCCCUUAAACAAACAAACAAACAUAGACUGUAAAAGGUUGAAAAGUUAAAAGGAAUACUCAUCCAUCUGGAAAGUGAACUUUCAUCCUUGAACUUGUGUUAGUGCCCUGCCUCCUACACAGUCUGCUCAAUAACUAUUUGUUAGGAUGAAUGAAAGGAAGAAAAAAAUGUUUCUUUCUCUUCCUCAAUGAGUAUUUCCUUUUAGGCUUUCAUGUUUCCUGAGAACAACUAAUUCUGGGACAGGCUAAGCAUCAUGAAGUUCUUUAAACUUGUUUUCUUAGCAGAAAUCCAGUUAGAUCUGCUUAUGCCCGAGGUCAGAUAGUAAAUGUCUGUGAAGGAACCAUUUUAAAAUGAGCAUUCCAGCAAGCUGGAAUUCUCUGAUCAUCGUAUGAAUUAAGCCAACUUCCUCAUUUUAUAACUCACAUUUUUCCCACUGAUGGCUUAAAAAAAAUCUUACACAUUGCUCAAAAGAAUUUCUCUUGCAUGUAAACACUUAGGAAAUCUGGCUUAAUGUACUCUCAUAUAUCAAACACCCCAUUUCGCCUCAUUUUCAAUCUGACACAAGUUUGCUGUUAGUGUGUGAGUUCAAACAUCCCUGUUUGUGUCCACAGGGAACAUGAAAUGGUUUAAUUUGACUGCAGGUGUUAAUCAUUGAGGGAGCAGACUCAGAAAAGGGAUUUAGGAUCUGGUGAACAUAUACUAAUUCUAAAGAUCUUCCAAAGAGCUUCAUUGAACAAGGAUGGGCCUGUGAGUAUGUUUUGUUUGUUGUAUCAAAGAAUGUGUUCUUGUUUUACCAAGAAACACUGUCCACAGAAUAACAUUGAAAUUUGGAUUUGGUAGAUCAUGCUAUGGAAGCCAUGUGAUUCUCUCAAGAGAAAUAUUCUUAUUUAAAAAGCAACCUAAUACAUCUUAAUUGUGGAAGUGCGUUGAGUGGGGUUUAAAAAAAAGACUAUUUUCUAUUUCUUGACCCAGUUUUGAAGUCUGACACUUAAUCUGUAGUAUUUUAUGCCAAUCCAGAUUUAUAUAAAAUCCAGUAACACAGUCACCUUUGACUUUGUUGACAGGAGACGGAAAUGCUUUGGGCUGGGGGGAUAGCUGAGUGGUGGAGUUCUUGCCCAGCCUGUGUGAGGCCCUGGGUUUGAUAACCCUUCGGUCCGGUCCGUCUCAAAAGGAAUUCUUGUUGAAGUCAUCAGAAACAUCUCCAUAGAGGGGAGGGGAGUCUGCUCCCCAGUACUCUGAAUCUGGAUGAGUGGGAAGAGGGUCUUUGCAGAAAGAUCAAACUAUUGUCUAUUAACAUCCUGUGGUCAGCCUCUACUUCAAGUUUCACAAUAUGUAUCACCAUGUACAAAAUGCUUUACAGAUGAUUGUAGCAUGGUCAGAAUUUGUGUAAAUAGGUCUCUUAAAUGAUUUUGGAGAGAUGUGAUUUAUUUUUCAUAUUUUCAAAAUGCAUUCCAUUUCAAAUAAAGUAUCUAUUGAGAUGA